CUACUUCAAUUUCAGUUUCAGUUUCAUCAACGGCGCUCCAUUUCGUAGCUCAUGAAUCCCCCUUAUCACUCAGACGGCGCAACAUCGCCGGCAGUCCUCCCCGACGAACUCAUCCCGGAAAUUCUGUCACGGCUUCCUGUGAAAACCCUAAUGCAAAUGAACUGUGUCUGUAAGUCAUGGAAAACCCUAAUUUCUAGUCGUUCCUUUUCCAAAUUGCACUCUCAGCGUUCUCCACGCAACACACAUCUCGCACUAGUUCCAUAUUGGAACAUGCCUGAUCAGGACAUGGACAUCAGUGUCAUUCCUUUUCCCUUAAGUCGUUUAUUAGAUAAUCCAUCAAUCUCCAUUGCUAAUCCUGAACACAGAUUGGAACGUUUGGAUUGCUGUGAAAUGGUUGGUUCUUGCAAUGGAUUGAUAUGUUUGCUUAGUUUGUCUCAGAAGGAUGAAAAGACAUUCCGUUUUUGGAACCCUGCAACCAAAAAGAUAUCUGAAAAAUUAGGGCUUUUUUGCAAUGAUUCAUCUGAUUUUUUCAGGUUUGCAUUUGGUUAUGAUAAUUUAACCGACACUUAUAAGGUUGUGGCAUUCUCUGCCAAUCAGGUUAAAGUUUUCGGUUUAGGUGAUAGUGUUUGGAGAAAUAUUGAAAGUUUUCCGUUUGUUCCUUUUGACGUUGAGUCUAUGCAACCCCACUGCCAUCCGUUUGUGAAUGAAGGUGUUUAUGUGAGUGGUACUAUUAACUGGUUGGCUAUUCGAAACGUGAUUGAUUAUAAAUGGAAAGAUAUUAACAUUGAGCAAUUUGUAAUUGUUUCACUUGAUCUGGGUACUGAGACAUACCGGCAGUUGCUACCACCUCGGAGAUUUGAUGAAGUGCCUUCGGUUGAGCCGGCUGUUACUGUGUUGAUGGAUUGUUUAUGUUUUUCACAUCAUUUUAAGGGAACGCAUUUUGUUUUGUGGAAGAUGAUGGAAUUUGGAGUUCAAGAGUCUUGGAUUCAAUUUCUUAAAAUUAGUUAUGUGGAUCUUCGGAUUUAUCAUGGAGUUAGUGAGUCAUUUGAAUAUCAUUCUCAAUUGUUCUUGUUUCCGUUGGGUCUUUCGGAGAGUAAUGACACAUUAGUACUCGCAAGCAAUCAAGAAAGCUUUGCAUGUGAAGAAGAAAAAGCGAUUCUUUAUAAUUGGAGAGACAAUAGAGUAGAGCGGACUAGAUUUACCGAUGAAAUAUUGUGGUUUUUUACGAAGGGUUAUGUCGAAAGUUUGGCUUCACCAUGUUGAAAGACCACAAGCUCAAAUUCAAGCACAUCUAGGUGUUAUUGAUAGCCGAUGGCAUGGCAGGAAGAAAGGCGAAAAAGGUUUAUUAGAGCCCCAUUUUGUUUUGUUUUAGUAUUUCGAAAUUGCUUUGUAAGCAUUUCUAGAAAUUUACCACAAAAUAUUUGUAUAAGUGCCAAUGGAAGUCUCAAACUUGUAAGUGAUUUCAGCUCGCAUUAUCUUUGACAUUUUGAUUUUUGCAUGGAUUUAAAAUGCUUCUGCUAUCAAUCAUUUUCACACAAUUGAACUCCAUUUUAUCCAUUAGUGAAGCCUGUGUACCAGAUCCUCAGGGACUAGCUUUGAUUUCUGCAAAUUCCUUCAUUUGAUCAUUGUGUUGCUGACGCUAUUCUGUGUCUGCAUUCCAAGCUUGGAGUGUUACUGUAUGCAUUUUCAUGAAUGCAGCUGUAGGAUAUACGAAGUAUGUGCUUAUGCCUAUGUAGGUGUUUGCAACCAGGGAGAAGCUUGCUUUGCAGGCUAUUAUGUCACUCUCCCCUAAUUCUGACAGGCUGUAUGCAUAAUUACUGUAUUAUUCAGCUCAAGAUCACUAUAAUUUUUCGAUUUGAAAUCAGUUUCCAAAAGAUGUGUUUUGAUCGGUGAGUAUUUGCUUAUUGGAGGUAGGGUGUGCGAAAUAUUCGGCUGUAAUGUCCAAAUCCAUAACCAAAUCUAUACAACUUU
Vicia villosa (hairy vetch) is the source of this 1971-nucleotide messenger RNA. RefSeq names its product F-box/kelch-repeat protein At3g23880-like. Gene Ontology annotation, molecular function: protein binding. The transcript has 2 exons. Lineage: Eukaryota; Viridiplantae; Streptophyta; Magnoliopsida; Fabales; Fabaceae. The coding region runs from base 52 to 1263 and encodes 403 amino acids. The record is from RefSeq and is a predicted model, not a curated record.